Messenger RNA from Quercus lobata, 1311 nucleotides. RefSeq lists its product as uncharacterized. The record is from RefSeq and is a predicted model, not a curated record. Lineage: Eukaryota; Viridiplantae; Streptophyta; Magnoliopsida; Fagales; Fagaceae. Bases 1 to 1311 code for a protein of 436 amino acids. The transcript has a single exon.
AUGGUUGAUGCAGCAGCUGGUGGAGCUUUAAUGAGUAAAACUCAUGAGGCAGCCUAUGAACUUCUGGAAGAAUUGGCAUCCAACAACUAUCAAUGGGCUAUAGAAAGAGCAAUGCCAAGAAAGACAGCUGGAGUUUUAGAACUUGAUUCUAUUACCUCAUUGGCGGCACAAAUGGCAACUUUGUCUCAACAACUAGGUAAAAUGAAUGUUAAUGCUAUUCAAACUAAUGUUGUUUGUGAUCAUUGUUCAGGAAAUCAUUCAAGUGCUGACUGCCAAGUGGGAAAUCCUUUUGCCCAAUUGAGUUAUGGACAAGCAAAUUAUGUGUCAAAUUUUCAAUGUCAAAAUAAUCCAUACUUGAACACGUACAAUCCUGGAUGGAGGAAUCACCCUAACUUCUCAUGGAGCAAUAACCAAGGGAAGGCUAAACCACCUCAGCAAUUUCCACAGCAAGAGAAGAAGCCGACACUUGAGGACAUGUUCAUGCAGUACUUGCAGAAGAUAGAUGUGGCAAUCCAAAACAACUCAGCUUCAAUCCGUAAUCUUGAGGUGCAGAUCGGUCAGCUCUCAAGCAUGCUCACAGAAAGAACUGAAGGAACUUUGCCAAGCAACACUGUCACCAAUCCGAAAGAACAUGUAAAGGCAAUAUCAUUGAGAAGUGGACGAACAUAUGAGGAGCCAAAAGUAACAAAUGCCAAACAAGAUGAAGCUGUAGAUAAUGAGGAGUCAAAGAUGAAGGAAGCCGAGUCAAAGAUGAAAGAAGUGGAGCAAGCUGAGAAGAUUAAGGAGAAUGAAAGAGCUUCAAAAUCCAGAACAUCCUGGGAAGUUAUUUUUGAGACUUAUUCUCCUUCAAUUUAUGAUCCACCAAUUCCUUUUCUGCAAAGAUUAAGAAAAAACAAUGUGGAUGAUCAGUUUUCUAAAUUUCUAAGUAUAUUUAAGCAAUUGCAUAUUAAUAUUCCUCUCAUUGAAGCUUUGGAACAAAUGCCUAAAUAUGCUAAAUUUUUGAAGGAUAUUAUAUCAAAGAAGCGGAAACUGGAGGAGCAUGAAACAGUAAUGCUGACAGAGGAGAGUAGUGCAAUCUUACAAAAGAAGCUGCCACCUAAGUUGAAAGAUCCGGGGAGUUUCACUAUCCCUUGCACUGUAGGAAAAUCUUAUUUUGAUAGAGCUUUAUGUGAUUUAGGGGCAAGUAUUAAUCUAAUGCCUCUCUCUGUUUUCAGGAAAUUGGGUCUUGGAGAAGUAAAGCCGACCACUAUCUCUUUACAAUUGAUAGAUAGAUCUAUUAAAUAUCCAAGAGGAGUCAUUGAGGAUGUAUGA